Dictyostelium purpureum is the source of this 4338-nucleotide messenger RNA. RefSeq lists its product as uncharacterized. The record is from RefSeq and is a predicted model, not a curated record. Lineage: Eukaryota; Evosea; Eumycetozoa; Dictyosteliales; Dictyosteliaceae. Gene Ontology annotation, molecular function: ATP-dependent chromatin remodeler activity; metal ion binding; ATP binding. The coding region runs from base 1 to 4338 and encodes 1445 amino acids. The transcript is spliced from 3 exons.
AUGGAACAAAAUGGUAACGGUGUGAAUUCACCCAUUACCAAAAGAAAAAGAAUUAAUAGAUUCAAUUUCAAUUUUAAAACCGGUUCUCCUAUUAUAACUGAAAAUAGUAAUAAUGAUAAUGAUAAUGAUGAUAAUAAUCAUGACAAUAAUAUCAACAUAAACAAUGAUAUGUUAAUAAGUAAACCAACAAAAGCAAUAAUAAAGAAAACAAAAGUAUCUAAACAGCCUGCAAGAUCAAAAAGAUUAAAAGAGUAUAAUGAAGAGACACAAAAUGAAAACAGUAAUGGUUCUUUAGAUUCACCAAUGGUUUUAAUUGAAUCAGAUUCCCCACCGAUACAACCAUCUUUUAAUUCAUCAAAUCAAACCACCUCGACCACAACAACUUUAGUUGAAACUCCUCCACCACAAUCAUCUCCAAUAUCUGCAUUUCCAUCACUACCACUUAUACCAAUUUCAACUAGACGAAGAGUAAAGAUUCAAAAUGUUAAAGAGGAAAUAGAGCAAACCCAAUCUCCACCGUUACAGCCAGAGCAGGCUGUAAAGAAAAAAAGAGGAAGAAAGCCAGGUGUAAAAGAAAUAGUUAUAAUUAAAGAGGAGGUACAAAUAGAGCAGGACAAAAUGAUAGAGGUUAAAAAAGAGCAAACCAUUAAGGAAGAAAAAUCAAAAGAAUUAAUAGAUGAGGCACAACAGCCCCAAAUCGAACAAGAUCAAUCAAUAGAUGGCGCACUAAUAAAGGAUGAGGUCAAAGCAGAAAAUACCACCACUACAACUACAACUGCCACUACCGCAACAAAAACAAAAAAAUUAAUUACAAAAGAAGAUUUAGAAAUCUUAGGUAAAACCAUUAGUGAUUAUGAAUGGGACAAGGUAUUAAAUAGAAUUUUAGGUAUUGGCAUUGGAGAUAUACCCCAGCAAAGUAAAUCAACACUUAAGAGUAAAAGUAAUGACAAUUUUAUUAAAGCAAUCGAGCUUUCAAGAGAUUAUUUAGUUAAAUACGAAAUACCAUACAAAUGUGCCGUUCCAUCAUUUGUGAAAUCAGGGCCUCUGGAUAAUGAUGAUUUCAUUGAUGACAUUAUAAAAUUUUUAGAAGCCAGGAGCGAGUUAAAUAUCAGUUUUUCAAGUGAGUUUUCAAAUAGCAGCGAUGAUAUUGAAGAUUUAAAUUUAUCUUUGGGUGCCAUAGGACCUCAAGUACCCCCAACACCAAUAUUAAAAAGAGAAAGUACAAUUGUUCUUGAUGAUGACGAGGAUGAUAUAUUUAACAUACCAUCAUUCAUGGAUGAAGUUUUUAAGAAUAGUCAACCAUCGGAUCUUAGGGCCAAGGGUUUAAUAUCUACAAAUGAUACAAAUAACAACAACAACAACAGCAACAGCAGUUUGGGCGUUGAUGAUGAUAGUGAAGAGGCUUUAAUGGGAUAUGAAGAUCAAUCAAUAGAUUUAUUAGACGGAAGACGUAUUAUUAAUUUUGGAAAAGGAACAAAUCAAAGUUUUACAGAUAACUUUGAUGAUAUUAUUCAAGUUGAUAGUAAUGGGACCAAAUCAGUCGAGUGGUAUAGGGAUAUUGAUAAUCGUGUUAUCACAAAUGAUUCCAUCAGUAAAGAUUCAGAAGAUUGGUUAUUAUAUUUAAAAACUCUUGAAAAAUGUCCAUUGGCUAUACAAGGUAACAAAUUGAUAGAUGGUGAAAGAUUAUUUUUUGAUAUUGACAAGAAUGAGCGUGAUUUCUCAGUGUCAACAACUACAUUCUCAGCCUAUUCAAUAGAAUCAAAAAGAAAGGUUGGCUAUUUAAGUCUUGUUGUUGGAUCUCUUUUUUUCACUCCACUUACUAAGGAUUUAAUGCGAAAAGGUUAUCUUAAAUUGGCUGGUACAGCUGUAUUAACUGGAUAUGAUGGUAGAGUGCUCGAAGGUUAUUGCAGUGUCGAUUUUUAUCUUACUCGUAAAUCACAUAUUACUAAAGGUGACCAUAUUCGUCCAAAUAUUGGUGAUGAUAGAUAUUUGGAUUUUUACUUUGGCUCUUUAAUAAAGUUUUUGGAUACCCUAUUACAGGGUCCGGUUUCUGUUGGAGUUUCUUUACCAGAUUCAGCGCGUCAAACAUCUAAUCAAGCAAUUACAACUAGGGAUGGUUUUGUUAAAAAGAAUCUUUUACAAAUGGAUACACCUUCUUCAUUUAAAAGUUUAUUGCAGGAGCACCAACGUGAAGGUCUUUGGUGGAUGUUUUCAAGAGAGCAAAAGCCAUCAGUUACCUACAGUGACGCUAUUUAUGAAAAUUGGAGAAUCUAUAAAACUGCUGAGGGCAUAGAUUUCUAUUAUAAUUAUGUUUGUGAUAAGAUUAGCUUAAAGAGUCCAACUAGUAGACAUAAAAUCGCAGGUGGUUUACUCUGUGACGAAAUGGGUUUAGGUAAAACUGUUAUGUCAAUUGCCUUAAUCAUGCAAAAUCAUCCUAUAUUCAAUCCAUCACGUCAGCAUAGAGAUGCUUAUGGAGAUAUCCGUGAAGAGUUAGAAAAUAGAAAUACACAGCUCAGAAAAGGUAAAACCUUUACAAAACCAAGGACAACAUUAAUCAUUUGCCCUGCAACCUUAUGCAGUCAAUGGAAGAGCGAGUUUAAAAAGCAUUUAAAACCAGAACACUAUAAUCAGCUUAGCAUUCUGGAUUAUUGGGGUCCAAAUAGAAAAAAGAAAUUGGUUGGUUUAGAUUUAAGUUUAGUAGAUAUUGUCAUUACCACACAUGGUAGUUUUGGUUUAGAAUGGAAGAAAUAUGAAAAGGAAGUCCAAAACGGAAAUUCGGGUAUUAGUGUACCACCAUUGUGGUCAAUUCAUUGGUGGCGUGUUAUUGUUGACGAGUCUCAAGUCUGUAGAGCCAAAACCUUAAUUUUUAAAGGUUUACAAAAUAUUGAUUCAAUUCAUCGUUGGUGUUUAACCGGUACUCCAGUUCAAAAUUAUUUAGAAGAAAUGUUCCCAAUGUUAAACUUUUUAAAUGUUUUCCCAAUUGCUGAAAAUAUGAGAACCUGGAGAAGAUUAGUAGAUAAGCCAAAGAACAUCACAUUAUUAAAGCAAGUGUUAAAUCCAAUUUUAUUACGUAGAACCAAGGAUGAAGCUAAAGAAACCAAAUUACCACAGAAACAUUACUCCACUGCUUACUUGGAGUUUGAUGAGUAUGAAAAGGAAGAUUAUGCAGUUUUAUUUACAACAUCAGAACAGUUGUUAAAAAAAAUCCAACAGCGUCGUGGUGGUAUUUUAAAGAAUUAUGCAUGUGUUUUGGCUUUGCUUUUAAGAUUAAGACAGUGUUGUGACCAUUUCUUAUUAAUUAGAGCCAAGAAAGAGGAGUCUGAUAGUUGUGGCAUCUGCUUUGAUAUUGCAACAAAUCCAAUUUAUAAUCAUUGUGACCAUUUAUUCUGCUUGGACUGUAUGGAAGAACAAAUUAAAAGUGGAGAUGGUAAAUGCACCCAGUGUAAUGCUCAAUUAAUUCUUGAAGGAAAAAAUACAGAGCCUACCGAUGAUGAUAUUACCUUGCCAAUCAAAGAUGAGCUAGAUAUUAAAGAUGAAUUGGAAAUUAAAGAUGAAAAGAAAACAACAACCACUACAACCACCACAACAGCAUCAGCAAAUAAAGGAAAUCAUAGCGAUUUAUUGGAUAUGGGCUUUGAAGAGGAGAUAAAUGAAAGAGAGUUUCAAAUUGAUGUCAAUAAAAGAUUUGGCGAACUCAUUCACCAGAGAGAAAGAGAAAAUCAGAAAAGAAAAUUAUUAAGAAAGGAUAGAUUAUUUUCAACAAAAAUUAAACAGUUGAUUCAAGAUUUACAUACAGAUAUGUUGAAUGAUAAAGAAAAGGAAGAUGAAAAGUGUAUUGUUUUUUCACAAUGGACAUCAAUGCUUUCAUUAAUAGAAAAUAUUUUUAUUGAAAAUGGUUGGAAAAAAAAUAUUCAUUACAGCAGAUUUGAUGGUACAUUGACUUCGGUUCAAAGGGAUCGUGUAUUACAAGCUUUUAAUCAAGAUGAUGGACCAAGAGUUAUGCUAAUGGGUCUUAGAUGUGGUGGUGUGGGUCUUAAUCUUACUCGUGCCAAUAGAGUUUAUUUGAUGGAUCCUUGGUGGAACAUUGCUUUACAAAAUCAAGCUAUUGGUCGUGUACAUAGAAUGGGGCAAAAGAAAGAGGUUUACGUUAAAAAUUAUAUAAUGGAAGAAUCUAUCGAAAUUAGAAUUUUACAAUUACAAGAAUCAAAAGAGGAACUUGCAGAGGCUAUAUUUUCAGAUGAUUACGACCCAAGCCAACCACUCAAAAACUAUAAAUUAUCUGUUAACGAUAUUAAGCUAUUGUUUAAAGGUUUCCCUCAAAUCGAAGCUAAUAAUUAA